AACCCGAUCCUUGCACUCACAGCUUUCAUUUUAUGAGUUAGCACUUUCUUUUGGGAUCACAUUCAGUGGUAACCAUCCCCGCUGAGCUCCUGCGACUUGCCUCUACUAUCUCACACGCUUGCUGUGCUACAGUAUCACACAUGGCUAACGAAUCGAGGCCCUGCCCAUGUGAUAUCGGAGACAGGUUUGACUAUGAGAGUCGUGGGCAGGAAGUACAAGCUGAGCACAUCAAGGCGUACGUUUGCAAACCACCUGCCAGCACAGACAAAGCUGUGAUUGUGAUUCAUGAUAUAUUUGGAUGGCAACUCCCAAACACCAGAUACAUGGCUGAUAUGCUUGCUGCUCAUGGAUACAUAGCCAUCUGCCCGGAUUUUUUUGUGGGACAAGAAGCUUGGAAACUUUCUAAUGACUGGGCGACUUUCAAUGACUGGCUGAAAACCCGAAAUGCCAGCAAAAUAGACAAAGAAGUCGAUGUCAUCCUGAAGUAUCUGAGGGAACAAUGUGGUGCAAAGAAGAUUGGUGUCAUUGGGUUUUGCUGGGGUGGAGCAGCAGUACAACAUCUGAUGCUGAAAAAUCCUCAUUUAAAGACGGGGGUGUCCCUCUAUGGAGUGAUCAGGUUCUUUGAGGACAGAUCCAGUUUGCUUCAUCCCACCUUCUUCAUUUUUGCUGAAAAGGAUGAGCACAUCCCAUUGGAGCAGGUCACUCUACUGGAGCAGAAGCUUAAACAAAACUGUAAAGUUGAUUAUGAAGUUAAAAUUUACCCUGGACAGACGCAUGGGUUUGUGCAUCGCAAAAAAGAAGAUAUCAAUCCUCAAGAUAAACCUUAUAUUGAGGAAGGAAGAAAGGAUAUGAUCAACUGGCUGAAUAAAUACCUUUAGCAUAAAUAAAUGCCCAUAAAAUAAAUCAAUUGUUGUAGGAAAUCAGAAAAUAAUACAGACUAUAUUGAUUAAAAUGUUCUUAAAACCACCAAAAUAUUUUGUAGAACUGUUUUGCAAUAACACUACUUGUUUGCACUUAGUUUCUAAGUAGAUGCUUAGAAAUGGCUUUUCAAAUGUUGAAAGCUAUAAAUGUAAAAAAGAUUUUAAAAUUUGA
This is a messenger RNA of Harpia harpyja (harpy eagle), 1092 nucleotides long. RefSeq names its product carboxymethylenebutenolidase homolog. Gene Ontology annotation, molecular function: hydrolase activity. The record is from RefSeq and is a predicted model, not a curated record. NCBI's taxonomy places the organism in Eukaryota, Metazoa, Chordata, Aves, Accipitriformes, Accipitridae. The coding region runs from base 141 to 878 and encodes 245 amino acids. The transcript has 6 exons.